This is a messenger RNA of Candidula unifasciata, 252 nucleotides long. The record is from the annotation of a GenBank genome assembly. NCBI's taxonomy places the organism in Eukaryota, Metazoa, Mollusca, Gastropoda, Stylommatophora, Geomitridae.
AUGGCGAAGCGUCUGAUGAAGUUCGUACAGGCCAAGUUGGAGCCCAUAUGGGCACAACAAACCACAAAAACAGCGUUUGUUAUCGUCGGCACUGUUCUGGGCGUUGGUAUUUUCUUCUUCCCUGCCUUCAAGUCGAUGUGGGAUGCAAAGCACGCGAAAGAAUACGAGAUUUAUAACAAGGACCACUUGUAUCCACUUCAAAUUCGGAAACAGCGAGAGCAGCGCGAAAAAGAGGAUCAACAAAAAAUAUGA